This is a messenger RNA of Closterium sp. NIES-65, 2181 nucleotides long. NCBI's taxonomy places the organism in Eukaryota, Viridiplantae, Streptophyta, Zygnematophyceae, Desmidiales, Closteriaceae. The record is from the annotation of a GenBank genome assembly.
AUGGACCGAAGGGCCCAUUACAAGCGCACCUCGUCCGCAGCUGGCGGUCGCAACGGCUCGGCAGAUGGCGCACACGGCGCGCAAGGGGCGCGGGGGCUGCGGAUGGCGCACGGGGCGCACGAGACUCAAUGGGUAGACACGGAGGCGGGAGUGGAAGGGGUUCAUCUCUACGAAGCAGAUCGGUCGGGGGGAGUUGAAAGGGAUGGGGAUGACGCUAGCAAGGCCGCCCGGGGAGCAGCGGAGACAACAGCAGAGGCGCAAGCGCCCGCGCAAGAGACGGCGCAAGAGACGGCGCGGUUCUUCCUUUACCGGCUGAUCGGCAACAACAUGGCGCCGCUGCAGUGCGCGGGGCAGCUGCUCCGCAACACGCUGUACGCGCUACAGCACGAGGCGCGCGCGCUGCGCGAGUGCCGGCGGCUGUGGGUACUGAACCACGUGGUGAACGGCACGGAGCGCGCGCUGCUGCUGGACGCGCUGCUCGCGCACGGCGUGGCGCCACAGGUGCGCGCAUGUGGGCCGCAGGGGGGCGCACAGUGGGGCGCACAGAGGGGCGCACAGAGGGGCGCACAGGGGGGCGCACAGGUGCGCGCAUGGGGAGCGCACAGGAGGGCGCACAGGGGGGCGCACAGUGGGGCGCACAGUGGGGCGCACAGGGGGGCGCACAGGGGGGCGCACAGGGGGGCGCACAGGGGGGCGCACAGGGGGGCGCACAGGGGGGCGCACAGGGGGGCGCACAGGGGGGCGCACAGGGGGGGGCACAGUGGGGCGCACAGGGGGCCGCACAGGGGGGGAACAGGGGAAAACAGUGACAUUCUUGUCCGUCGGAUCAACUACUCGCACAUCGCCACCCUUCCUGAGACCUCCUGGACCGAGGCUGUCACAGGUGAGGCGUUGACCGAGGCUGUCACAGGCGAGGCGUUGACCGAGGCUGUCACAGGCGAGGCGUUGACCGAGGCUGUCACAGGCGAGGCGUUGACCGAGGCUGUCACAGGCGAGGCGUUGACCGAGGCUGUCACAGGCGAGGCGUUGACCGAGGCUGUCACAGGCGAGGCGUUCACCGAGGCUGUCACAGCGCAGAACGAGGCGCGCAACUUCAUAUUGGACCAUGGCAGGGCAGCAGGGGCGCGGUGGGUGCUGGCGUUCGAUGGCAACCAGUUCAUCACCACACACGCCUGGGACCUCAUUCGCCGUGCGACUCUCAGGCAUGAGAGGGCCGGGCUGAAGCUCUUCAAGGUGCGGCUCAGAGUGGUGGGGUGUGCUGUGAGACGGUGUGCUGUGAGACGGUGUGCUGUGAGACGGUGUGCUGUGAGACGGUGUGCUGUGAGACGGUGUGCUGUGAGACGGUGUGCGCAUGGCAGUUUGGUGCCCAUGUACCGCGUGCACGAGGAGCAGUCGCCGCGCUGGCUGGCGGCGCGCACGCGCUUCCACGUGCUGCAGCGCUUCGCCCCGCAGAUGUGGGAGAGCCAAGUCGCCUUCCGCAACGACUCGCCGCACCGCUACACCCAGGGCAUGGCGUACGGGCGAGACAACAAGCUGGAGCUGAUCGACCGCGUGUGCGGCACGGGGCGCUUUGAGGAGGAGCAUGCGCUGCGCCGCCGCCAGCAGAUGGAGCAGCGGCGGCGGCAGAAGCAGGAGGAGCAGAAGAGGCGGAGGGAGGAGCAGAAGAGGCGGAAAGGGGAGCAUGAUGAGGAGACAGAAGGGCAGCAGCAAGGGCAGGCGCAACGAGGCCGGCGCUUGGUGCAUGUGGAGUGCGGUGCAGGCAGCAGCUUCAAUAACUCGACCGCGCAGGACUGUGUGGGGGGGGAGGGUGUAGGAGGUGAGGCUGUGGCACAAGAGGAGGAGCACGGUGCUGUGCUGCCUGUGCUGGGAAAUGCAGUGCAGCAGCGGCGGCGGCUGCAUGAGGCGUUGCAGGUGGACACGGGGCAGUGCGGGUGCCACAGGGAGGUGGGGCGCGACCACCGCAUUAAAGAAGCAGAUCCCGCCGUGGCACACGCGUGUGGGUACACGGUGCGCCUUUGGUACUUCCCUUGCCCCGGCGUGGACGGCAAGCGCAUCUUCGUGGAUAAGAAGUACCGGGCGGCGCUGCGGGAGGAGGGGCACCGCCGCCUGGCACAGCAGAUCAGACAGGCUGUGUGGCAGGCCAUGGGCCGUGGAGGAGAGGCGUCCGUGCAGGAUGGCUAG